This is a messenger RNA of Neoarius graeffei (lesser salmon catfish), 1574 nucleotides long. RefSeq names its product methyltransferase 1, tRNA methylguanosine (gene mettl1). Gene Ontology annotation, biological process: tRNA methylation; RNA (guanine-N7)-methylation. Gene Ontology annotation, cellular component: tRNA methyltransferase complex. The transcript has 6 exons. Lineage: Eukaryota; Metazoa; Chordata; Actinopteri; Siluriformes; Ariidae. The record is from RefSeq and is a predicted model, not a curated record. The coding region runs from base 123 to 863 and encodes 246 amino acids. Gene Ontology annotation, molecular function: tRNA (guanine(46)-N7)-methyltransferase activity.
CUCCUCUGGGCUGUAGCGUGUCGCGCGCAGCUGCUAACUCACUUUAGCUCGUUUUACUUUAGUGUCUCUGUUUCAAGGCUUUGUUUUGUCAGUAAGAGCCGAGUGCGCACACCGGGCUCAGGAUGAGUGUGUGUCUGCCUCAGAAGAAGUUUUAUCGGCAGAGAGCUCACUCUAACCCCAUGGCUGAUCACACAUUCGACUAUCCCGUGUGUCCAGAGGAGAUGGACUGGAAUCAGCUUUAUCCUGAGUAUUUCAGCUCGGAUGGUGAGCAGAUGGAGACGGAGGGAGGACGGAGCACUCGGGUGGAGUUCGCUGAUAUUGGGUGUGGAUACGGAGGACUGCUGGUGGAGUUAUCACCGCUGUUCCCUCAUCAGCUCAUUCUGGGUCUGGAGAUUCGGGUGAAAGUCUCCGAUUAUGUUCAGGACCGAAUCCAGUCGCUCCGAGCCUCACAGCCAGGAAAGUACCAGAACAUCGCCUGUCUGCGCAGCAACGCCAUGAAAUACCUCCCUAACUUCUUCAUGAAAGGACAGCUCAGUAAGAUGUUCUUCCUCUUUCCGGAUCCACAUUUCAAAAAAACAAAACACAAAUGGAGGAUCAUCAGUCCAACUUUAUUAGCAGAGUACGCAUACACACUCCAAGUUGGGGGUUUAGUCUACACCAUGACAGAUGUAGAGGAAGUGCAUGUGUGGAUGGUCAAACACUUUACAGAGCAUCCGCUGUUCAGCCGAGUGUCUGAGGAGGAGCUGAAGGAUGACAUCAUCGUGGGCCGUUUGGGAACAUGUACAGAAGAAGGGAAGAAGGUGCAGAGAAACGGAGGGAAGAACUUCCUCGCUGUGUUUCGUCGAGUCGAGGAUCAGAGCUGAAAUACUUUCCUCUAAAACUCCUGGGGGGUCACAUGACCUCCAGAACCCUGGCGUGGUCACGUGACCACAAAAACCCCAGCGGAAUCAUGUAACCACCAGAACCCCAGUGCGAUCACGUGACCACAAAAAAAGAAAACCUGGCGUCAUCAUAUGACCACCAGAACUAUGGAGUGAUCACAUGACCUGAUACCCAUUUUAACUCUGUCUAGGUUGAACAUAUUUCCACACUUCCUGUUACUCAGAAACAGAACCAGUCAUAAUCCAUACUUUACAUCUUGUGGUGUGUGUGUGGAUGAAGUACUAAAUAAUCGGCUUUAUUUCUGCUUCAGUCUUCAAUUCAGAAUUGUAGUAAUAAUAAGCACUUUUGUGUUUCUUUUUCCUGAAUGUUUGACAGAAACGUACGAGUUUCUGAUUAAAUCUGGUUUAAAACAGAUUUCUGUAGUUGGAGGUUAUCAGUCAGGACUCUGUUCAACCAGAAAGUGAUUUUUUUUCCCUUCCCUUCAGUCGUCUGCUGUGUGUUCUUUGUCCUGAGUUAGCAGGAAGUUAAUCUCUCUGUCUCUGUGAGUGGACCAUGUGUCUCUCUGGUGUCCAUUUCACUGCCCUUUACUCUUUCACCCACAAACCUGAACAGUCCAACUUUCUGUUCUGUGAAAUCUGCUUUAAUAAAAAGACUGUGAUCUUUAAUCUCUAAAUAUUAAACCUUUUAACGUG